Molecule: messenger RNA, 465 nt
Organism: Emiliania huxleyi CCMP1516
Lineage: Eukaryota; Haptophyta; Isochrysidales; Noelaerhabdaceae
Exons: 1
Biological process (GO): maturation of SSU-rRNA
Cellular component (GO): Pwp2p-containing subcomplex of 90S preribosome; small-subunit processome
Molecular function (GO): protein binding; snoRNA binding
Source: RefSeq, a predicted model, not a curated record
AUGCUCGAGUCGGUCGGCGUGUGGCCUCUCCGCGGCGGCGGCACCGAGCGGCGCAUGCGACCGCGACCCACCGUGGCGGCCACCGCUUCCGAGACGACGGCGCUGCAGCUGUCUCCCGACGGCGAGGCCGUCGCAGUCGGCUACUCAGACGGCACUGUCCGGCUGUGGCCUGUUGCCGGACGUGAGCCUCUGCUCGAGGAGGAGCGGGUCGCCCUCUCCGGGCACCGCUCGGCGGUGCUCUGCCUCGCCUUCGCGCCCGACGGCUCGCAGCUCGCCUCGGGCGGCGCCGACACCCUCGUCGUCCUCUGGGAUGUCGUCGCCGAGGCUGGCGUCUGCAAGCUGCGCGGCCACCGAGGGCCCGUGACGGGCGUGGCGAUGAUCGCUUCGCUGGGCGCGCUCGCGUCGGUGUCCAAGGACGGGACGCUGCGGCUGUGGGACCUGCACACGCAGCACUGCGUCCAGACC